Molecule: messenger RNA, 3881 nt
Organism: Linum trigynum
Lineage: Eukaryota; Viridiplantae; Streptophyta; Magnoliopsida; Malpighiales; Linaceae
Source: the annotation of a GenBank genome assembly
GUCUAGUCGCAGUUUGGCUUCCAAACAAAAUUUCCUGCAUAAUCAUCAUCAAGAACGAACAUAUAGACUCCACAAUUCCACGGAAUCCAUAGCUCAAACAGCUAGACAAACAAGUGCUUCAAUCCAUGAACUUCGAAGUGCAAGUCGUCAUUCAAUUUGCAGAAUUGAACGUUGAUGUCGGAAUUAUCAGGUUCUGUAGAAUUGACAAGAUCAAUUCUCCUCCCUUCAGGAUCGAUACAGUAGGUUUGUAUUGAUCGAUUCUCGUUCCUUGAGGUAGUGGCAUCUUCAUCUAAUCCUUCUAGACUAAAUUUAACACAUAGGAGCUCGAGAAUCUGGCACAGCAUCUUGAACGUUGCUGCCAGUGAUAAUUGGUCACCAGAAUGAUUUCCUUCGACUGUAGCUCACCCAGUUCAAACACGUUCUCCAUAGAAAGCUAGUUGCUUAAAAGCUGCAACUCCGGAACACCUUCUUCAACAGCCUCUUUUGCUCUACCCGUUGUUUCUUCGUUGUUUCUUCAACAACUGUUGUUGUCCUUUCUAUCCUGGGAGGAAUCACUCUGUAACCUUGGGUAGUAGAGGGGAAUAAGAUUUCUUAACGAGAGACAUUGAAUUAUGUCGGCUAGGACGAUUGCAUGUGUUUGCAUGAUUUUCGUGAUGUUACUUGUUUUGCAAGAUAUAAUAUACCAAAAUGAAUCCACCAAAAAAGAUGAGCAAUAAAAGAAUUAAGGACUAAUUAAGAAUUGCCGCAAAUCAAUAUGACAUGAAUAACUUUGCGAAGUUGAAGGUUGUACAGGUCCACCAUAUUUUGUACUUUAAUCAACUGUAAAUAUUGAGAGUCGUGGAGAACCAAACACGACAAUUUGGCCAAACCAACUCUGAUAGGGAGAGACAUCCCAAUACACAAGGAAACUUCUCUCACGACAGUUUGCGUUCAAAAUCCAAACCCUCCUCCAUCCAUGUACGUGCGUGUUGGUUUUGUAGGCAAAUGACUGAAAGCGAUAAUUACCGUUCCGGCUGAGAAAACUCCGAAAGAGGAGGAAACUGCCUCUGCCCCCUGUCCACAGAGAAGCGAGAAAUUCCUUUCGAUCGCCUCAACACCAUUCUCCAGUUGUAAAGGCCUUUAAUUUCUUCCAGGAGUUCCCCGAGGUAACGAAACACACACUGCUCUUCUUCCCCACGCAUCAAUGGGGCCUGAACUGGCGGCCAACAACCAGCGGAGGCUCCUGCGGCUUCGAUGCUCUGUUCAGCACUACGACUGGGGCAGAGUCGGCCCGGAAUCCCUGGUCGGAAGGCUCUCUGCUUUCAACUCCCGCUCUCAGAUCCAACCUGACAAGCCCUAUGCCGAACUCUGGAUGGGUGUCCACGACUCCGGCCCCUCUUUCGUCGUCUCCGGCGGCGACAACGGCGAGUCGAGUUUGAAAGACUGGAUUGCCCAAAAUCCUGCUGCGCUAGGCCACAAGGUUUUCAGCAACUGGGGACCUCAUCUCCCCUUCUUGUACAAGAUACUUUCCGUGGCUAAAGCACUAUCAAUUCAAGCGCACCCAGACAAAGAACUGGCGAAGCAGCUCCACAAGUCGCACCCACUUGCUUACAAGGACGACAAUCACAAACCUGAAAUGGCUUUGGCCCUGUCAGAGUUCCACGCCCUUUCUGGUUUCAUUUCUCUCCAGGAGCUCAAAGAUUUGUUGCAGAACACUCCAGAGAUCAAGGAAGUGGUCGACGUCGAAGAUGUAAACCAAUUGCUGCAAGUCAACGAGGAACAGAAAGAUGGAGGACUCGAAAUCAAAUCGAGAUUGAAAUCCAUCUUCACCCAACUAAUGUCCGCCAGCAAGGAGGCGGCAGCUGCGUCAGCAUCCAACCUGAAGAACAGAUUGCAGAGGGAAAGCCAGGGGAGGGAGCUAACGGAGAAGGAAAACCUGAUUCUGGAACUGGAGAGGCAAUACCCAGGCGAUAUCGGCGUCAUAGCAGCCCUGUUCCUCAACUACGUAAAGCUCAAACCUGGCCAAGCUCUGUGCAUCGGUGCAAACGAGCCGCACGCUUACGUGGCCGGCGAGUGCAUCGAGGUUAUGGCCACGUCGGAUAACGUCGUCCGAGCUGGCCUCACUCCCAAGUAUCGAGACGUCGGAACGCUCUGCUCCAUGCUCACCUACAAACAGGGGCGUCCUGAAAUCUUGAAAGGGUUUGCUCUGAAUCCGUACACGACGAGGUAUCUCCCGCCGUUCGACGAAUUCGAGGUGGAUCGGUGCUUGCUGCCGGGAGGGGAGUCGGCGGUGUUUCCGGCGGUGGAGGGACCGUCCAUUUUUGUGAUCGCGAGCGGGGAAGGAGCGAUGUUGACGACGGGGUCUUCGACGAGAGAUGCGGUGGUGGAAGGGGAUGUAAUGCUUGCAACUGCGGAUACAGAGAUCAGUGUGACGGCUGGAAGAACAGAGUUGCAUUUGUAUAGAGCUGGAGUCAAUAGUAGAUUCCUGCAAAUCCUAUGAACAAUUCGCAAAUAUGUUAUCCAGUCCAUUGUCAAAACCCUAUGAACAAUGAGUAAUGUAUUAUCCAUCUAUUGAGAACAUGUCAUCUUUAUGAUAAGAUAGCUUUAUUUUGUAAUUGAGGAUGACUUAGCUUGGUUUUUGUUUCUAAAAAAAAAAUCAUGUUUAGUUAGUUACCUUAACAUGUCUUUCUGUAUAAAUGAAAUCGUGACUGGAACUGUGGCUGGUUUUAUCAAUUAUAAAAUUUCGAACGAAUUCCACAAAUAAUUUACUAUUUAUGAUAAAAAUGACAAUUAAGUAAAUUUCACUUAUGAUUUCGUGCCUAAACUUGCUGCUCAACCGCUACUUAAUAGCGAAGGGAGAGGAAGAAAGUUGCUUGACAUAUACGAAGACGUUACAGCUCGACCAACGAGGAAAAGAGUGAAUAUAACUAAUCAUGAUUUUGCUCCUGAGCCUUCUUUGAUGUGUGUUUUCAACUAAUCUGCAAUGUUGCUACUACUCAUAAUCAACAUCAUCAAUUUUUUUUUUACAAAAGAUAAUCAUAAUCAACAUCAUCAAUCACUCGUCGAUAUUAGAUUUAUAUAUACGGUGCACCUAUGCAUGUAUCUCAUUUACAUAUUGUUACUCGCCGGUUGCUUUUUUUUUUAUGAAGAUUGUUGUUCCUUAUUUUUUAGUUGUUACGAUCUAUGUUUCUUUUGCUUGAUAUAUGUGUGCAAUAUAUGUUGGUAUAUGUUGAUGGUAAUAUUGAUCGUUGCCUUUUCAGGAACUUUCAUUUUUUUGUUGUCAUAUUGGUUGGAUGAGAAUUUUGGCACUUGUAUUUUUUAGAAUUUUUUUUUUUCCCGUUUGUUGUUGACCUCAAUGUUUGAAUUCAAAGGGUGGUAGAUGUUUCCAUCUUCACAAUACCAUUUGAUCAAUUAUUUGGAGUUAGAAGAAGAUGAAUUUUCAAUGACUAAUAGGAAUGUUGUUUAUGCUGCAAAUUAAUAAUGGUAAUUUAAUUGAAUUAUGAACAUAUUACUUACAUGUUUUAAGAAUUUAAUUCAAUUUAUUUCUAAAUUUUUAAAUAUUACAUUCAAAAUAUAGGAAUUCAUUUAAAGUAAUAAAUUCUCAAUUUUUUUUUGGGUUUCAAGCGGUAUGUAACAACGCCAAAGUUCACAUAAUCUAAUGGUGAAAUCCUUAGUGGGCGCUCGUUCCGCGAAGUUGCAGUUUCCGUGUUCCACCCUACCGAGGCCCGUUAUGAUGUUUCCGAAGGCAUUUAAUGGAUAUCCACGUGGAGGGACCAAAUAAAUCAAGCAGGUCAACCGCGUCUCGCUUCGUCAUCGGCACUCAUCGCUCAACCGGUGUGUGCGUUAGGAUGUUAUUGAGUAUUUGAGUUAUAAAAAAUGUCAAAUAAAAGUUAUACGUGAUG